Carlito syrichta (Philippine tarsier) is the source of this 3561-nucleotide messenger RNA. RefSeq names its product sodium voltage-gated channel alpha subunit 4 (gene SCN4A). Bases 1 to 3561 code for a protein of 1186 amino acids. Gene Ontology annotation, molecular function: voltage-gated sodium channel activity; protein binding. Gene Ontology annotation, biological process: neuronal action potential; sodium ion transmembrane transport; membrane depolarization during action potential. Gene Ontology annotation, cellular component: plasma membrane; voltage-gated sodium channel complex; axon. NCBI's taxonomy places the organism in Eukaryota, Metazoa, Chordata, Mammalia, Primates, Tarsiidae. The transcript has 12 exons. The record is from RefSeq and is a predicted model, not a curated record.
AUGACAGCCCCCCCACAGGUGUUCACGGGCAUCUUCACGGCCGAGAUGGUGCUGAAGCUGGUGGCCAUGGACCCCUACGAGUACUUCCAGCAGGGCUGGAACAUCUUCGACAGCAUCAUCGUCACCCUCAGCCUGGUGGAGCUGGGCCUGGCCAACGUGCAGGGGCUGUCUGUGCUCCGCUCCUUCCGGCUGCUGCGGGUCUUCAAGCUGGCCCGGUCGUGGCCCACGCUGAACAUGCUCAUCAAGAUCAUCGGCAACUCGGUGGGCGCGCUGGGCAACCUGACGCUGGUGCUGGCCAUCGUCGUGUUCAUCUUCGCCGUGGUGGGCAUGCAGCUGUUCGGCAAGAGCUACAAGGAGUGCGUGUGCAGGAUCGCGGCCGACUGCAGCCUGCCGCGCUGGCACAUGCACGACUUCUUCCACUCCUUCCUCGUCAUCUUCCGCAUCCUGUGCGGGGAGUGGAUCGAGACCAUGUGGGACUGCAUGGAGGUGGCCGGCCAGGCCAUGUGCCUCACCGUCUUCCUCAUGGUCAUGGUCAUCGGCAACCUGGUGGUCCUGAACCUGUUCCUGGCCCUGCUGCUGAGCUCCUUCAGCGCUGACAGCCUGGCGGCAUCGGACGAGGACGGCGAGAUGAACAACCUGCAGAUUGCCGUCGGGCGCAUCAAGUGGGGCGUGGCCUUCGCCAAGGCCUUCCUGCUGGGGCUGCUGCGCGGCCGGGUCCCGCGCCUCAAGGAUAUCGCGCUGCAGCUCGGGCCGCCUGGCGGGGCCCAGGAGGCCGCGGAGGCUGCGGAGGGCGCCCCCCAGGAUGAGGAGAAGGAGCCGCCGCCCGCCGACGACCUGAAGAAGGACGGGCACAUCCUGAACCACGUGGGCCACGACGCACCCCCCUGCGGCCUCGAGCUGGACCACCUCAACUUCAUCAACAACCCCUACCUGACCAUCCACGUGCCCAUCGCCUCCGAGGAGUCUGACCUGGAGCUGCCCACGGAGGAGGAGACCGAUACCUUCUCCGAGCCCGAGGACGGCAAGAAGCCCCCGCAGCCCCACCGGGACGGGGACUCCUCCGUGUGCAGCACCGCGGACUACAAGCCUCCCGAGGAGGACCCGGAGGAGCAGGUGGAGGAGGACCCCGAGGGGGAGCAGCCUGAGGAGUGCUUCACCGAGGCCUGCGUGCGGCGCUGUCCCUGGCUGUCCGUGGAUGUCUCCCAGGGCCGUGGGAGGAUGUGGUGGACGCUGCGCAGGGCCUGCUUCCGGAUCGUUGAGCACAACUGGUUCGAGACGUUCAUCGUCUUCAUGAUCCUGCUCAGUAGCGGGGCCCUGGCCUUCGAGGACAUCUACAUCGAGCGGCGGCGCGUCAUCCGCACCAUCCUGGAGUAUGCCGACAAGGUGUUCACCUACGUCUUCAUUCUGGAGAUGCUGCUCAAGUGGGUGGCCUACGGCUUCAAGGUGUACUUCACCAACGCCUGGUGCUGGCUGGACUUCCUCAUCGUGGACGUGUCCAUCAUCAGCCUGGUGGCCAACUGGCUGGGCUACUCGGAGCUGGGCCCCGUCAAGUCCCUGCGGACGCUGAGGGCCCUGCGGCCCCUGAGGGCGCUGUCCAGAUUCGAGGGCAUGAGGGUGGUGGUGAACGCACUGCUGGGCGCCAUCCCGUCCAUCAUGAACGUGCUGCUGGUCUGCUUGAUCUUCUGGCUCAUCUUCAGCAUCAUGGGCGUCAACCUGUUUGCCGGCAAGUUCUACUUCUGCCUGAACACCACCUCGGCCGAGCGCUUCCCGGUGUCCGAGGUCAACAACAGGUCGCAGUGCGAGAGCCUCAUGCACACGGGGCAGGUGCGCUGGCUCAACGUCAAGGUCAACUACGACAACGUGGGCCUGGGCUACCUCUCCCUCCUGCAGGUGGCCACCUUCAAGGGCUGGAUGGACAUCAUGUACGCGGCCGUGGACUCCCGGGAGGGGACCCCACCCAAAUUUACAAGCUCUGUCCCACCAUACUUUGGAGGGAAAGACAUCUUCAUGACGGAGGAGCAAAAGAAAUACUACAACGCCAUGAAGAAGCUAGGCUCCAAGAAGCCCCAGAAGCCGAUUCCGCGGCCCCAGAACACGGUCCAGGGCGUGGUGUACGACUUCGUGACCAAGCAGGUGUUCGACAUCACCAUCAUGAUCCUCAUCUGCCUCAACAUGGUCACCAUGAUGGUGGAGACGGACGACCAGAGCCAGCUCAAGGUGGACAUCCUGUACAACAUUAACAUGGUCUUCAUCGUCGUCUUCACGGGCGAGUGUGUGCUCAAGAUGCUCGCGCUGCGCCAGUACUACUUCACCGUGGGCUGGAAUGUCUUCGACUUCGUGGUCGUCAUCCUGUCCAUCGUGGGCCUGGCGCUGUCUGACCUGAUCCAGAAGUACUUCGUGUCGCCCACGCUGUUCCGCGUCAUCCGCCUGGCGCGCAUCGGGCGCGUGCUGCGGCUGGUCCGCGGGGCCAAGGGCAUCCGCACGCUGCUGUUCGCGCUGAUGAUGUCGCUGCCGGCGCUCUUCAACAUCGGCCUGCUGCUCUUCCUGGUCAUGUUCAUCUACUCCAUCUUCGGCAUGGCCAACUUCGCCUACGUGCGCAGGGAGGCGGGCAUCGACGACAUGUUCAACUUCGAGACCUUCGGCAACAGCAUCCUCUGCCUGUUUGAGAUCACCACGUCGGCCGGCUGGGACGGGCUGCUCAGCCCCAUCCUCAACCGCGGGCCGCCCGACUGCGACCCCACGCACGAGAACCCGGGCUCCAGUGUGCGCGGCGACUGCGGGAGCCCGGCCGUGGGCAUCUGCUUCUUCUGCAGCUACAUCAUCGUGUCCUUCCUCAUCGUGGUCAACAUGUACAUCGCCAUCAUCCUGGAGAACUUCAGCGUGGCCACGGAGGAGAGCAGUGAGCCGCUGGGCGAGGACGACUUCGAGAUGUUCUACGAGACCUGGGAGAAGUUCGACCCCGACGCCACGCAGUUCAUCGCCUACGGCCGCCUCUCCGACUUCGUGGACACGCUGCAGGAGCCGCUGCGCAUUGCCAAGCCCAACCGGAUCAAGCUGGUCACGCUGGACCUGCCCAUGGUGCCCGGGGACAAGAUCCACUGCCUGGACAUCCUGUUCGCGCUCACCAAGGAGGUCCUGGGCGACUCGGGCGAGAUGGACGCACUCAAGCAGACCAUGGAGGAGAAGUUCAUGGCGGCCAACCCCUCCAAGGUGUCCUACGAGCCCAUCACCACCACGCUCAAGCGGAAGCACGAGGAGGUGUGCGCCGUCAGGAUCCAGCGCGCCUACCGCCGCCACCUGCUGCAGCGCUCCGUCAAGCAGGCGUCCUACCUGUUCCGCCAAGGCCGGGAUGGCGGGGCCGCCGGGCCCCCCGAGACGGAGGGGCUGAUUGCCGACGCCAUGAGCAGGAUGUACGGCCCCGGGGAUGGGGGUGGCGCCGCGGACGUGGGCCUGGCCGGGGAGGCCACGGGAGCUGCUCCCAGCCCCACAGCCACCACCCCACCUCCCGCACCCCCACCGGGGUCCACGGUGCGCCCGGGCAUCAUGGAGUCCCUCGUCUAG